Drosophila suzukii is the source of this 479-nucleotide messenger RNA. The record is from RefSeq and is a predicted model, not a curated record. Lineage: Eukaryota; Metazoa; Arthropoda; Insecta; Diptera; Drosophilidae.
UGAGAAAAUGAGUUUCCAAUUGCACGAAAUGGAAAAUGUGCCAACGCCGGUGGAGGAGAGUAGGUCUGGUGGCCUGGAUGGGCGAAUCCAACGCCUGGAAGUAGUCCACGCGAUGAGCUCUGAGGUCAGCAAAAUGAGUACGGAUAUGGCGGAGUUGAAGUCCGUGAACUCGGCCAUUCUCGACUCCACGGCGCAAAUGUUGGCUCUCUGGAGGAAAAUGGCACCAGUAGAGCCAAUCCUAAAGGCCGACUUCCCCAUCCGGUCGAUAGACCAUUUAAAGGAGGUGGACGAAAAGAUUUACGGGAAAAUGGAAAAAUACUUUAUUCCCACAGAUCUGCAAAUAGUCGACAUAUUGACGAAGCCAUCUGCACGGUUUAUUUCCCUGAGAAACCAGCUGGGACUUUCUGAAUAAUCUAACUACGAACCUUGUGAACUGUUGCUGAAAAUCCAUCGCUUUUAGAAGCCAAACAUGAAAUGGA